Molecule: messenger RNA, 2747 nt
Organism: Ooceraea biroi (clonal raider ant)
Lineage: Eukaryota; Metazoa; Arthropoda; Insecta; Hymenoptera; Formicidae
Product: sphingomyelin phosphodiesterase 4
Biological process (GO): ceramide biosynthetic process; glycerophospholipid catabolic process; sphingomyelin catabolic process
Molecular function (GO): sphingomyelin phosphodiesterase D activity
Source: RefSeq, a predicted model, not a curated record
CCGGUGGCGGUGGUCAACAACGUUACUACUGGUUGCAAAGAUGAAUCACGUCAUGUAUGACAAGUAAUAAUAAAGAAUAUCAUUUAUCACACAAUUUUAUUUUUCACAAUUAACUUGGAUUAAGAGAACCCUAAAUAAUGGCAGCUUCUACCGACGUCGCUACGAUCAGAGCGCAAAGAUAUUUAAAUGAACCAUUGGUGGAACGAUGCAGAGAUCUGGCCAUUCUGAUAGACGAGUCCAGUACCACUGAACUGCAACAUGUCUUCCCUCUGCUGAUAGACUCCUUGUUUGGAAUAGUGGACAACAUUGGAUGGGGCCUACACUUAAUUACGCUGAGGAAAAAUCCUCUGGAAUAUGAAGCACUGUGCCAUUUUCUCAGUCCGCAAGGGCCAAUGUUCUCAUUGUGCUAUAAAUUGCUCCCAGAUUGUUACUUAAAAUACAACUUUCCAGUGUCAUAUCUUCCGUCGAAGAUACGUUCCAUGCUGGAGGAGGCUGUAAUAUCACCAUUUUAUCUAGAUAAAAUUAAGGACGAUCAAGGAACGCGUGUUCCGUCAGCUUUAUCUAUGAAUCCCUUCGAAUAUUAUAUUUUUCACUUUGCGUAUCAUCUGUGCAAUCCCUGGCUGCAACUUCAGCAGCAGGAGAACGUGUGGAUGAAUUGGGAAACGGUUUAUGUUCAAUUAGCGCAUUGUUACUUGUACCACUUUCUUCCGCGAGACAAUUCGACAGUCCUACCGAUGAUCGGGCCGUACAUAAAGAAAACUCCGCCCAGAAAAUUGACUCAGUCGCCAGAAUUCAGAAGAGAUUGUCACAGAUUGCAAACACCGAGACUCCUGAGAACGUCGAUAUUAUCGCCAGGCUCGAGUCCUGCGACAGGUGUGCCACAGCAGCAGUGCUUGCCGCAAGUGUGGCGAAGCGAGACCGUGGUGCAGGUCUUCCUCGAUUUUUGGUUGGAGUAUACGGAGGAGCAAGUGGGCACCUCACAAUGCUCGUCUUAUCUGCCUACGAUACCGCGACGACAAAGUAUACAUUCCGGGGAACAUAUAAGGCUCGUGAGGGCGUUCAUAAAAACGCUGCACGAAUUUACAAACAGCGCUACGGGUGACAAGAGCGCAAUGGACGAACUGAAGAGAAUAAUUCUUCCUUCGGUUCAAGGAAAGAUAUAUACAUUUCUGCGGAAGGCGAUAUAUCACUGGCCAUUGGAUAGCUCCUUUAGACUAAUAUUGGAAGCCUGGUUGAGCUUUAUUCAACCAUGGAGAUACAUCCCAGGAGUAACGUACACUAAAGAGGGCAAAGCGGAGGCAGAGGAAGAAAGGGGAAAGAUUCAUGAGCCCGGCAGAUGGAUCUCUUUCGUUGCUAAUAAUCUAUUAGCGUAUACGGCUAUAUUUCAGCAAUUAUUGCCGCGGUUCAUGAGGACCGACUUGGUAGCACCCAAGAAUGCGUUAAUGCUAUUCAGAGUUACAAAAGUAUUCUCGCAACCACACUUAGCGAGGAUGAUCUGCGAAGUGGAGAGUUGCAUGGACGACGUAGGCUUAAGCAAAGGUCGACUAACUACUAAUCAAUGGACGUCGAUCGUCAGGCAGCAAAUUCUUGAACUAGAGGGUCCAACGUAUCAAUACGUGCCAAUAUUUUCGUCAGCCAUUACUUCCCAGAUUGUGUGGUUUUUGAGUACCAUUAAGCAAGCGCAUCUAACGGCAACUAGUUUGGUCGAAGCUUUGGAGACUAGAAGAAGAGGGAAACACUUCUUGCUGUCUCUAUGGGAAUUCUUUAAUUGCGAGGACUAUUCUUCGGACGACAUCAACAUAGAGGAACGGCGACGCGUGCCUGUACUUUUAGCUACCGCCCAGCAACAACUGAUAGACAUAUUUCAGAUCAAGCUCGAGGACAUUCCACAAGUCGCUAUAGUAGCGGAUCAAGAAUAUCACGACAGCAUUCUCUCAACUUCUUUCUGUCACCAAUCGCAGAUGGAGUCGAGCUUCGACUCGAGCAGACCGGGUACUUUCGUACCGUUGCAGGAGGGCAGACAAACGUGCCGCUACAUCGAGUACAUGGGCGAUCCGGAGCUACAGCCAGUACGGACGAACGAGUGCGCCUUUCUUGUCCGGAACUUUUACAAGCUAUGCUGCUACGUUAAUCUCAAGUAUCGACAUGAGAUAACGGCGCUGUACAACAAACGAAGCUUCUUCGGCAGCGUUUGCCGGCAAUUAGUCACCCCGCCUACUACGGUCGUGAAAUUACCCAAACGGACGCCGAGCGGAUUUACCAGCGGCUACGAAGAGCGGCUGCCGCCUCGAUUGAGCUUACGGCCUUUGGCCAGUUACACUUUCCUCGCGAGCAUGUUAUUCGGGAUAUUCCUUGCGUGGUGCGCCAAUUACGGACCCUUCACGUUUCUGGGACUUGCUUCUUGGAUAUGGAUCAUGUACGUGCUCAUACGUGCAGCACUGUAUCAUUGCUUCCCAUCGGACGCAAAUACGUUCAGACCGAAUCCAGGUGUGUUUCCCGUUAGUCGAUGAUACUCUCGGCUCUCACGGACGACGCUUAAGCUACAAUCCUGCGGAUAACACUGAUAGCAUAUUGUAUAUUCGCGAAUAAUGAGUAACAGUUUUGAAGAAUGUACAUCUUUGAGGAAUGUAAGUUUACCAAUAUAUAUUUUAUAUAUGUGCAUUGUAUUAUUUAUAAUGUAUAAUGGCCGCGAGACGUUCGCGUUUGCUACAAACACGACCAAAAUACAACGCAUCGAACGUAACGUG